AUGGUUGCAUGUCGACCAAACGAUACAGCCAAAAUUUUUCCAUUCUUAGCGCCCCUUAAGGGGCAUUUAUAUACAUUUCAUAUCCGGUCAACACCUAAUUCACCGGUUGAAGUUUGCUAUAGUGAAAAAAAGCUAAAACACGCUAUUUCGUUCGAUAGAUUACAUGGUACGAGAAAUGGUAUCAGUGGUAGCGAUGGUACCUUUUCUGGUAGAAUGGCAUUGCAAAUUGUUACGAAGAAAUCAGAACCCAUUACAUCAACAUCCUUAUCACAUAUGAUACCAUCAAGAUCACCGGAAAGGACAGGAUCACGUUCUUCCACUUCUGUAUCAUCCAAUGUUAGUCGUUCACCACGUCUAAGAAGUAAAAGUAAAACAAGAAGUACGUCGUUGCAAUCACUCAAAAAUGUACUACAAGAUAACACAACAACAACAACAAUAGCAACGACUACAUCUGCUGCUGCUGCUGCUGCUGCCAUAUCAUCAAAACGUUUGGUCCGGAAAGGUUUAGAUGUUUCACCGGCAAUGAUGGAAUUUUUUGGAAUGAAACCAAUUACGGGUUCAAAUGCAUGUUUUCAAUUCAUCGAAGAACGUGAGCUACCACCAUCCAGAAAAAACAAAAGAUAUGGAAAAUUACGAGAAAGUAACAAUCUUUCAGCUCCUAUGAGUGAUGACAAUGAUGGUGAUCGAUCGGAUAAAAUGGCUAAAAGUCAACAUGUAAGACAUUUAGGUGAGCCAGGGCCAGAGCAUUUGCCUGGAGUGGAAAGUGGAAAGGAAACGAAUGAUGAUGACCUUUAUAUGGAGGAUAAUGAGGCGCAAAUAAUGGUGAAGAAAGAGAUGGAAUUAGAUCGAAUGAAGGGUAGUAAAUUGAGAGAGGAAACGAGACGAUUAGCCAAGAAUGGUUUAAGCCAUAACUAUCAACAAACAUAUGAGGCUGGUCCAGAAUAUUUCAGUAAUACAGCUGGUGAUGGUGAGGAUGGAGGAAAUAAGAUAGAGGAUGAGAUAUUGGGAAAAAAAGAAUGCACCAAUAGCGAUAGCUUAUCAUCAAUAUUGGCUAUAACAAGUCAUGCAGUGGGAGCAGUGGGAGCAGUAGGAGCAGCAUGCAGUAAUGCAGUAUGCGAUAUAGCAGAAGGCGGAGGCAUCGGAGGAGGUCCAUCGAUGAUGGUGACAACAAAUGCGACAGCGGAUGCGAUGAAAUCAUCAGUUGGAGAAGUAGCAGCAGUAGCAGUAACAGCAUCAGCAGCAACAACAGUAGUAACGGUAACAACAACAGCAACAAUACCGAUAACAGGAAUAUCAAUGGAUGCCGGAAACGGUGGCACAUUUGGAAGUAUACUCAUCAAAGGCGUGCAAAUUAUUAACGAUGAUUCAAUUUAUAUAGCAGAUGUACUCAUUCAAGAUGGCAUUAUUCGAGAGUUGUCCACUAAGAUCGAGGGACCGCAAGGAGCACAGAUUAUCGAUGGAACCGAUAAAGCAUUAAUGCCCGCAGGAAUCGAAAUUCAUACGGAAUUCUCAUCACUGGAUUCUGUUGAUAACUUCGAAACCGGUUCAAAAGCUGCCUUAGCUGGUGGCACUGCUACGAUAAUUAAUGUUAUCCGACCAAGACCGCAUGAAACAUUACUAAAUGCAUAUGAUCGUUUAUGCAAAAUUGCGCAAUCAAAAUCAUUGUGUAAUGUUGCAUUCAGUAUGGUAAUUUCGGAAUGGAACGAUAUGAUAAAGAAAGAAAUGAAUACGUUAGUACAUGACAAAGGCAUUAACAGUUUUGUUAUUAAUAUCCAAAAGGAUGAACAACUUUUUGAG
Molecule: messenger RNA, 1797 nt
Organism: Acanthocheilonema viteae
Lineage: Eukaryota; Metazoa; Nematoda; Chromadorea; Rhabditida; Onchocercidae
Source: the annotation of a GenBank genome assembly